Messenger RNA from Colletotrichum tamarilloi, 654 nucleotides. RefSeq names its product BZIP transcription factor JlbA/IDI-4. Gene Ontology annotation, biological process: regulation of transcription by RNA polymerase II. Gene Ontology annotation, molecular function: DNA-binding transcription activator activity, RNA polymerase II-specific; RNA polymerase II transcription regulatory region sequence-specific DNA binding. The coding region runs from base 1 to 654 and encodes 217 amino acids. Gene Ontology annotation, cellular component: nucleus. The transcript has 2 exons. The record is from RefSeq and is a predicted model, not a curated record. NCBI's taxonomy places the organism in Eukaryota, Fungi, Ascomycota, Sordariomycetes, Glomerellales, Glomerellaceae.
AUGGGCCCUAUGUUUGGGUGGCAGGGCAUCACGACAGACUCAGGGGAUGGAUCUCAACUUCCAGACUACCAAAUCCCUCUCGAUCCGCAACUUGAAGCCGAUGAGUUGCCUCGAGCAAGUAGUCAGGACGACAGCAUCGCUGCGCUGGGGGCGUUGCAUACAGGUCGGGAAGAUGUCUUUCUGGGUAUGCUUGGUAGCAUCGAGCCUUCCCAAUCACCAGGACCGCAUGACUGCCAACCAUCUCAAACAGCCACUCAUAGAAGCCCACCGGAAAGCAUUCCAAUCACCUUGGAUAAUCCCGAGUCCAUCUUCUCCUCGACCUUUUAUUCGAGGAGGACCACUUCCGAUCCUCUGCCUUCACAGCCCUCAGCCCCCGCAACUCAGCGCCGCGGUCACUCCGCAUCUGGCACCAAACGCAAAGCCAACGGAUCUCCAACCACUGACCUCGACUCGAUCGAUGAAGAUAACGCUAAUGCUAUCAAAAGACAGCGCAAUACUGUCGCAGCUCGAAGAUAUCGUCAAAAAGGCCGUGACCGCAUAACGGAGCUAGAAUCUGCUCUCAAAGUUGUCGAGGAGGAGCGUGACAGACUGAAGCUGCAGCUCGCGAGAAGGGAGGCCGAGGUUGACGCGUUGAGAGAAAUAAUGAAGAAGUAG